Messenger RNA from Cladocopium goreaui, 479 nucleotides. The record is from the annotation of a GenBank genome assembly. NCBI's taxonomy places the organism in Eukaryota, Dinophyceae, Suessiales, Symbiodiniaceae.
CUGUUGUUCAAGCUCGGCGGGAGCAGAUCAGACUCCCAGCUCGCAGGGCUUGCCGCAGGCCACAAUGCGCGGGAACAAGCACACUGGUCGCAAACACAAGAAUCAGAACAAGAAAACCAGGCCUUCGGUCAUCGCGAAGAAGCGCAGGAACAAAGAUAUCGACCAAGUUCAUGAGGACCUGAAGACACCACAGAACUUCCAGCCUGGCACCUUGCCACGAGAUGAGGAUUUGCCUGGCAUGGGGCAAUUCUAUUGCAUUGCCUGCAACCGCUACUUCGAGUCAGAUGAGGUGAAGCAAAAGCACGAACGCUCCAAGUUGCACAAACGGCGGCUGCAGAAGGCAUCUGACAACCCACAUACGCAACAAGAUGCUGAGAUGGCUGUGGGAUUGACCACCGAACGCUAAUGGGCGACCAUGUUUCACAAACGCGUUUUUUGCGACCCGAUUUUUUGGAGUUGUCCGAAAAUGCUGGACCCCA